CGUCCCCAAGAAGAGAUAACCAACCUCUUGAAAGAUGCAGCGGCAAUCCACUUCUCGACUGUCCAGGGUCUACCUUUGGGGGUGGAGUACUUUCAGAAACUGAACCCUGACUUUCUCUUACAGAUCGCAAAGGAGUAUCUUGCUCUUUGUCCUCCUAAGCCUCCAGGCCAGGGCCAGGCUUCUCCUCAGCUCAGGCACUGUGCUGCAUUGUUGGGCAAAGUGGUCAAGAUUGUGCCAGGGCUCCUUCAAGGCCUCUUCCUCCAAGCCAAAGUCCGAUAUCAAACUGGUGAUGUGGAUGGUGCUCAGAGCAGUCUGCAGCACUGCCUGGAACAGUGUCCUUCUCAUACAGACGCACAUCUGCUCAUGGCUCAAAUCCACUUGUUGCGCGGCAAUUUUACUUUGUGCUCGCAGUUGCUUGAAGUCUCCCUCAGCCAUAACUUUGAGAUUCGGGAACAUCCCUUGUACCUCCUGAUCAAGGCUCAAGCAAAGAAGAAAAUGGGGGAACUGACUGAAGCAAUCCAGAUUUUGCAAACGGCAAUGAGUCUUCCCGGGGUCUGCAGCGCUGGAUCAGCAGCCAAGUCCAAAACGAAAACAAUCCAGCUGAGUCCUUCUGACUGUGCCUCCAUCUUCUUGGAGUUAGCCGAGGCUUUGCGGCUAAACAAUAAACAGCAAGAAGCAGCCAAGGUGAUGCAAGACGCCAUCAACAAGUUCUCCGGCACUCCUGAGGAGCUUCUAGUUACUAUCGCCAAUGUCGAUCUGGCUUUGUUUCACGGUGACACAGAGUUGGCACUCAAUAUGCUGAGAAACAUUACACCUGAGCAACUCUACUACAUUCAAGCCAAGCAGAAAAUGGCAGAAAUUUACCUGAACCACAAAAAAGAUAAGCGUCUGUUUGUGAGCUGCUACAAGGAAAUAGUGGACAAGCUACCCAGUCCUCAUACAUACGUCUUACUCGGGGAAGCUUACAUGCUUAUUUUAGAGCCAGAGAAAGCCAUUGAGGUGUAUGGGCAUGCUCUGGAGAAAACACCAAAAGAUGCAGCUCUGGUCAGCAAAUUUGGAAAGUUUUUAGUCAAGACUCAUUACUUUGAUAAGGCAUUACAUUAUUAUGAAGCUGCACUGAAGACCGGACAGCAGAACUUCCUGCGCUAUGACCUGGCCGAGUUGCUGAUGAAGAUGAAGCAAUACGAGCGCUGUGAGAGUGUUCUGCUUGAAGCUCUCUCCCAUAAGCCAGUGACUGGAUUACCUGCACUGGCAGAUGAUUGCCGUUAUCUGAUGCUGUUGGCAAAUGUCCAAAAUAGGAUUGACAAAGCAGAAGAAGCCUUAACAUCCCUACAAAAGGCGCGGGACGUACAAGCCAAAGUACUGAAGCGGGUGCCGUUGGAGCAACCUGACAGCUUUGACGUCCAGAAGCAGUUGGCUGCCAAGAUCUGCACUGAGAUAGCCCAACACUACACUAGUCAGAGGGUUUACGACAGAGGCGUCGAGUUCUACAAAGAAGCUCUUGUGCAUUGUGAGACGGACCACAAGUUGAUGCUGGAGUUGGCACAGAUAUUCCUCACGCUAGAUGAAUUCGAUGCAUGCCAGGAGCAAUGUAACGUCAUCUUGAAGAAAGACCAGUUUAAUCAAGAUGCAACUCUGAUGAUGGCCGAGCUUAUGUUCAGGAGAAAAGAUCAUGAACAAGCAGUUGUGUAUUAUCAGCAACUGCUGGAGAGCAAGCCAGAAAACUUCUCAACAGUGUCACGUCUCAUUGACUUGCUAAGGAAGGCGGGAAAGUUGGAAGACAUGCCCGGAUUUUUUGAAAGGGUAGAAAAAGAUUCUCCCAGCGUUACAUUUGAACCGGGCUUUAACUACUGCAAAGGACUUUAUUUUUGCUAUAUGGGAGAACCCAAUGAUGCUCUGCAUCAUUUCAACCAAGCCCGAAAAGACGCCAAGUGGGGUCAAAAUGCUGUCCAUAAAAUGAUUGACAUCUACCUCAAUCUCAACAAUGACAUGAUGGGAAUCGAAUUAUGUCACUUAGAUUCCAAAACUGGGAGCUCCACAGAAAAGCAGGAAAUGGAGAGGGUUGCCGUGGCAACGGCUCAUCUGCUCUUGAAGGAAUUAAAGCCAGAAUCACCUGGAGGACAUUUAAAGCUCCGUAUGCUCGAGAACUACUGCUUACUGGCCACGAAACAGAAGGCCAAUAUAGAGAAAGCCCUCUCUGUCUUUACCGAGAUUGCAACUAAUAUGGAAGCUCACGUGCCAGCACAGUUGGCCAUUGCAACCAGUCUCAUGAUGUUGCAACUAACCACCCAAGCCAGAAACCGGUUAAAACAUAUCACAAAAAUGAACUGGAAUAUUGUUGACGCUGAAGAGUUUGAGAAGAGCUGGCUGCUCCUGGCUAACAUCUACAUCCAUUCGGGGAAGUACGACUUGACAGAUGACCUCCUGAAUAGAUGUCUCAAUUAUAACAAGUCAUGCUGUAAAGCGUAUGAGUAUCGAGGUUUCAUUCUGGAAAAAGAGGAGGCAUUUCGAGAUGCAGCAUUGAACUAUAAACUGGCUUGGAAAUAUGGAAAUCAAUUCAACCCAACCGUUGGAUACAAACUUGCUUUGAACUACUUCAAAUCAAAACAGAAUUUUGACGCCAUAGAUGUCUGCCAUAAGGUGCUUGCUACUCAUCCAAAUUUUGUAAAAAUUAAAAAGGACGUCUUAGAGAAAGCUGUUGCUGCCUUGAGGCCAUAG
Messenger RNA from Syngnathus typhle (broad-nosed pipefish), 2718 nucleotides. Its product is annotated as tetratricopeptide repeat protein 21B-like. Lineage: Eukaryota; Metazoa; Chordata; Actinopteri; Syngnathiformes; Syngnathidae. The transcript has 19 exons. The annotation marks the transcript as partial. Gene Ontology annotation, biological process: intraciliary retrograde transport; protein localization to cilium. Gene Ontology annotation, cellular component: intraciliary transport particle A. The record is from RefSeq and is a predicted model, not a curated record. Gene Ontology annotation, molecular function: protein binding.